AUGGACAACAUGUCGAGCUCACAUGCUGUACUGUCAUGGUUUGACUCCCGCUGGGGGUCCAGCCGGGGUGAGAAUACCUUUUGGGAAAUAACCUGGCUUUACUGGUACCAGAAAGAGAUAAUCCUCCUCGGCAGAGGGGAUAUGAAUUAUUCUCAUUCUCUUUCUCGUUGGUAUCUUCAUGGUGUCUGUUUUAUUGACUAUGAUGAUGAUGAUGAUGGUGAUAUUAGUGAGGAUGUUUAUAAUGGUGGCAUUAAUUACGCGGAUGACUAG
Protopolystoma xenopodis is the source of this 270-nucleotide messenger RNA. The record is from the annotation of a GenBank genome assembly. NCBI's taxonomy places the organism in Eukaryota, Metazoa, Platyhelminthes, Monogenea, Polystomatidea, Polystomatidae.